Molecule: messenger RNA, 1577 nt
Organism: Labrus mixtus (cuckoo wrasse)
Lineage: Eukaryota; Metazoa; Chordata; Actinopteri; Labriformes; Labridae
Gene: yrdc
Product: yrdC N(6)-threonylcarbamoyltransferase domain containing
Exons: 6
Coding region: 91-894 (267 amino acids)
Biological process (GO): regulation of translational fidelity
Cellular component (GO): cytoplasm
Molecular function (GO): nucleotidyltransferase activity; double-stranded RNA binding; tRNA binding
Source: RefSeq, a predicted model, not a curated record
GCGUAACCCGGAAGACUCCUGUUAUUUCAUCAGGCUACAGCCAAACAUGCUGCAGCCCCGGCUCUGAAAUGACAAGCCAGCUUCGGUUUCAUGAGGUCUGUCUUUAGUAUUGCAGUUAAAUUGGUCAAAUCGAGAGGAGCUCACGGUUCAGUGUCAGCCCAACGCCUCGGAGGAGAGAUGUGUAAAGAGCUGAAGACCAAAGUGCUGCGUUUACUGCCGCCGACCUCCAAUGGGCCGUCUGUUCAUCAGGGCAGUCAAACAGACAGUGCUGAAAUCUUGAGCUGCACAGUGAACGCUCUGAAGGAGGGUCACGUGGUCGCUGUGCCCACCGACACCAUCUACGGCCUGGCGUGUCUGGCCCAGAACUCUGAAGCCAUCAGGAAAACCUACGACGUCAAAGGCAGGAAUGGACACAAGCCGCUGGCCAUCUGUGUGGGAGAGAUUGAGGAUUUCUAUAAGUACUGUAAGGUGACAGUGAAGACGGCGCUGUUAGGGGACCUGCUCCCGGGUCCUGUCACUCUGGUGUUUGAAAGAUCGGAGGUCCUGAACACCGAUCUCAACCCCUUCACCUCACUUGUAGGCGUCCGUAUCCCUGAUCACGCCUUCAUGAGACGCCUCUGCCAGAUGUGUGGAGAACCACUCGCACUCACCAGCGCAAACAUCAGCUCACACACCAGCACUGUGGCCGUACAUGAGUUCCAGGAGCUCUGGCCGAAGCUAGCGGUGGUUGUGGAUGGAGGACCAAUAGGAGACGAGAACCGCCUCGGAUCAACGGUGAUCGACCUGUCAGUUCUCGGCAAAUACCGCAUCAUCAGACCCGGCUGUGCCCUCUCCUCUACGGUUGAUGUGCUGGAGCAUAAAUAUGGACUGUCAGAGGACCCAGGGGAAGCAUGAUCUUUGAACUUUGCGCACUCCACAACGCACAGCCGACUUCCAUCCCCGGGGUUCCUCUGAAAUGAUGUGUCCCUUUUUCAUGCACACAUGGAAGAAUGAUUGUCCCGGGAAAGAACUGAACUCAGGGAAAGUCGAAGCGUUAAAACUUCUGAUGGUCGAUGGUGGCUGCUCUGAGGUUUGGACUCUCUUCUCUAUUUUCCGCUUGGAUGUCUCUACUGUCAUGGGAUGAAUAAAGCUUUUUUUUAUCUUAACCAUUUCUUUAGAAAAAAAGAGGGGAAAUGUUUGCAUUAAAGUUAAACUAUAAGAAUGUGGCAAACCCGAGUUAACGAUGGUUUGAGUGUUUAAUUGGAUGUAAUAUUUCUGCAAAGGUUUGAGUUGUAGUGGUCACACAUAUUUCUAUAGCCUGAAUAAGACUUUGUGCUAACACGGGACAUGGGAGUGUCAUCAAUAAUAUAUAUAAAACCUAUUUUGUGCCCAGAAGUAUCUAUUCAAUUCUACAAGAUGCAAAACACUGUAAUAUUUCAGGGUAGGUUUGGAUGAUUUGUCAACAAAAGUACAUGUUCAAAGCUGUAACAUUUGUUUUUAAUUCUGGUCUCCUGGUGUAACUUUGUUUUAUGGCUUUUACAACCUUGGCCCCGCCACAAUAAAAGUUUUCCCCGCCUUUUCACAGGCACAUCAAACUA